Arachis ipaensis is the source of this 492-nucleotide messenger RNA. Lineage: Eukaryota; Viridiplantae; Streptophyta; Magnoliopsida; Fabales; Fabaceae. The record is from RefSeq and is a predicted model, not a curated record.
AUGGCAUUAAGUAUUGACGGCAAUAAUCACAAUAUUAAUAAUGAAGAUCCAAAAGUUAAAAUGAUGAAACUACAGAAGAAUGGCAUAGAGCUACCCUUUUGUGGAAUAUGCUGUGAUUUCAAGCCAUCCUGGGAGAUGUUUGAGACUCUAAAAUGUGGCCAUAAUUUUUGUAGGUUUUGCAUGCAUGAAUACGUUGCUUCAUGUCUCAGGAGCAAUAUUAUGAUUGUGCCUUGUCCUGAUUCAAAAUGCAAGGUUAAAUAUGGACCUGAACACUUUUGUUCUCUUCUUCCAUUUGAAGUGCUCAAGAGAUGGCAGAAAGUGAUCAAAGAUUGUAACACUCCAAUUUUGGAUAAACAAUUAGACAAGAACCCUAUUCAUGUUGCUGAUGAUGAAGAGAAUAACGAUGUCAAAGAAGAUGCUAUAGUAGUGAUUGAAUCGGAUGAUGAUGAUGUUGGUGGCAUUCUGAAUUUAGAUGGAACAGUCACAAAAUGA